Molecule: messenger RNA, 452 nt
Organism: Pelobates cultripes (western spadefoot toad)
Lineage: Eukaryota; Metazoa; Chordata; Amphibia; Anura; Pelobatidae
Source: the annotation of a GenBank genome assembly
AGCUCCAAACUGCACCUACAGCGGUUAAAUUAAUGCCUAAUUCAGGACUCACCCCACGGCACGACACACUCCCACCCGCACCCCCUGCAUCACGCGGGAGGGGAAACACAGGAAUCCAUGCCCGCUCUUCUUCCAAGCUGGGGACACCAGUGGUGGUGACCCCCCACAGCCGUCCAUACACCCCGGGGCAUGUCCGCGACCUGACAGACCCAGGGGCCCGCGAUCCUGGAGAAGGGAUCAAUGGAAUACAGGCACAGGUGCCCGCACAGGCUUUGGGCCGAAGAUGCAGAGAACGUGGACCCCACAGACCCUCCAGCUGGCAGCAGGACAGUGCACAUAUCCCCUGCAGACGAGUCACCUGGAGAGACGAAGAGGGAACAGAGGUGCCAUACAAGCCGUGGCGAGGACUAAACAUGGACACAAAGGGACUACCAAUCCAGGGAGUCGGCUGA